Trichomonas vaginalis G3 is the source of this 2397-nucleotide messenger RNA. Its product is annotated as DNA repair/RNA processing CPSF family. Gene Ontology annotation, molecular function: U2 snRNA binding; protein binding. Bases 1 to 2397 code for a protein of 798 amino acids. The record is from RefSeq and is a predicted model, not a curated record. Gene Ontology annotation, cellular component: U2 snRNP; nucleus. Gene Ontology annotation, biological process: mRNA splicing, via spliceosome. Lineage: Eukaryota; Parabasalia; Trichomonadida; Trichomonadidae. The transcript has a single exon.
AUGGUUGACAUUGAUUACUAUUUUUCAAACGCAGAAGAAGAUAUUGAAGAAAAUUUUGUUUAUUCUAUUUUCAGAAUGGAAGAAGUCAUUGAUUUUGUUUAUUGUGAUUCUCAAUACAUCGAUAUUUUUACUCCAAAAUCAUUUUAUAGACUUGAUCAAAAUGGAAAUGUAAAAUUUUCAUAUAAUCUUCCAAUUGACAGCAAAGUUGUAUCGGUCUUAGAAACUCCGAAAAAGUCUCUUUACAUUUUCUUCAUUUUAGGAGAUAUUUAUGAGUUUUUCAACGGAGAAUUUAAAUAUAUUCAGCUGGGAUCACAAGCAAACAACACAAUUUACCUUGAUGAAGGUGUUAUAUUCAUUAGCUCGCUCAAUGGCCCAUCAAUUUUCUUAAAAGAUUCAACAAUUUAUAAUAUGUAUUCUUCUCCAAUGAUAGAGACUCUCGCGAAGCUCCCCGAGACCAGGGAUUAUCCACCAAGGAUUAUUGCAGCAGGAGGAAUCAUUUUUGGCGUUGUUGCGCUCUUGGGAGUUUCAAUGAGGCCAAUUGCAAAAUCUUUCAUCGAAGAACCCGAUAUAAACAUUAUAUUCGGGGUUGGAGAUACCGCUUUGUGUUCUUCAUGCACAGAAACAAAAAUUUUCGGUGAAAAUAUUCCGAUAUUAAAUUUUCCAACGUUAUAUGCAGCAGAAUUGGUCAAUGGAUACAUACAAGUUACAAAUGAUUAUACAUUGAUCGUUAAUAACCGUGUUUCAGAAGAAAAUACUCAAAAUUUUGAAAAAAUUGACGGAUUAAUCAGAAAUUUCGAAAAAACAAGGAUCAAUAUCCUCAAAUCUCAAUAUGUAUUUGGCAAUAAAUACAAAGAUAUGGUUGUUUUGUAUUAUACGAAUCAUUUUGACAUUUUCCGGAUUAAUUCAAGGUUUUCUGUUGUUCUUCAGAAAGAUAUAGAUACAGAGAUAUCAUCCAUUGCAUUUUCUGACUUCAUUUUCGUUUCAACUUGGAAAAAUAAUUUGAUAAAAAUGGAUUAUUCAGGAAAUAUCCUGUCAAAACUCGAUUUACCGCGUCCGUAUGUAUCAUUACAGGUAUGUGGCCAGUUUUUGUUCUGCGGAACUCACUCAGGAAGAGUUUUUGUUUAUGAUUUUGAUUUUAAUAUCGUCAAAGAAGUUGGAAUCACCAUUUCUGCUGUUUUUCUCAUCAAAAGAGAUGAGAAUUGUUUACUCGCGACAUCAGACAGAACAAAUAUCAUCUUUGUUGAAGGAAAUAACAUAAGAUUUGUAAAAUUGAUCGAAUCUACACUUGUUGCAGCAACGUUUUAUAAAGAUUGUUUGUUGGUAUCUGAUGGAAACGUCUUAGAUCUCCUAGAAUUCAAUGAUCAGUACGAAUUGUAUCAUAUUGAGCUGAUAAACGUUCCAGGAACGGCCGUUACUGUUGCCCCUGUUGAUGGAAAUACGUAUCUUGUAUUGGAUGAUGAUAAUACAUGUGUUAUUUCCGAAUCUCGAGUUUAUGAAACAACAAUUGACCGAAAUUUCGAGUUUCCUUCCAAAGAAAUCAUAUCAUCUUUGGUCACAAAUGGGAAAUAUCACUUCGCAAGUGGUCAGAUCAUCUCAGAUGACCUUUUAUUCAACGAAAAAGGUUUAAUUUACACUUUGAGAACAGGAGACACAAAAAUUGAGGCCGUACAUAGGAUAGAAGUACCUCACGCUGCAACAGAAAUAGCUCUAAAUGGUGAUUUGGCCUAUGUAAGCGUUGGAGGUUUUAUUUACGUGUACAAAAUUGAUGAAACAGGGUUUUUGAACAAGAUUGCAGAAUACCCAUGCGAAGUAAGUGCCAUGAGACUUCGAAUUGACCACGGAAAACUCAUGGUUUUCGAUAUUUGCAAAUCAAUUAUAAUUUUUGACAUAAUUGGCGAAGAAUUGAAGCUCAAAUGUAGAGACAGAAGGUAUAAGAUAGCAAUGUCAGCCUGUUUUGUCACAGAUGAUGACAUUUUGAUGUGUGAUGGAGAUGGAUAUCUUAGAUUAUUAAAAAUCGUUGGAGAUUCGAUGCAAGAAAUUGAUAGUUUCUUUUUCGGAAUGAUCUUCAAUGAUUUAUUGCUCUGGGAUUCGAUGCCAGACAAAAUUGUCCCAAUGUUGAAAUUUGGACAAAAAGUUGUGGUCGGAGGAACAUCAAAUGGUGCAUUAUACGCUUUUCCAGUUAUAGAAGGCACCCAAUUCGAAAAACUGAAGAAAACUGAAGAUGUCUGCAUUAAUUUCUUGAAUAUUUGUGAAUUCUUCAAUCCAAGAGAAAAUUCAAGAAAAGAUAAAGUUUUCGCUGAUCUGUCGCUACUUUCGAAUGUUCUUGAAGAGUAUAAAUGUCAUAAUUUAGACGUUACUCCAUUUAUUAUAGAGUGUAUUACGAAUUUGUUUGUUUAA